This is a messenger RNA of Uncinocarpus reesii 1704, 1773 nucleotides long. RefSeq lists its product as uncharacterized. Bases 1 to 1773 code for a protein of 590 amino acids. The record is from RefSeq and is a predicted model, not a curated record. The transcript has 2 exons. Lineage: Eukaryota; Fungi; Ascomycota; Eurotiomycetes; Onygenales; Onygenaceae.
AUGCGCUUCCAACGCGUCCUAGUUCUCCUGGGACUUGCAUCCCUUGUUGCCGUCACCCUUUUUUUCCUUCGCACGAGAUACGCCCCCAUAAUACCCGUGUCCCAAUAUCCGAACAAGCACAAUAGCCCUUCGCCGCCCGUUAGCCAUCCUUCUCCUGCCGGCGCAGAUGCGCAUCCUAUCGCUCAGCUUCUGAGCAAAUCCAAGUCAUCCUGGGACGAUGUGCGGGCGCGACAGUCAAAAACCCUGGAGGAGGCCGUGAGAGAAUACCAGCGCCGAUAUAGCUUACCACCCCCGCCCAACUUCGACGUUUGGUUCAAAUUCGCCAAAGCGAGAGGGGUCGAGCUCAUUGAUGAAUAUGACACCAUAUAUGAAUCUCUGCUUCCCUUCUGGGGUUUACAACCCAAAAUGAUCCGUGACAGGGCCAAGGAGGCCCUUGGGUUUGAUAAUAGCCUUAUUGGGGUGCUGAUUCGGAACGGAGCGGUCAGCCUGGUUUCUGGCGGCGGGGAUUCUCAGGAAUGGAAGCGAAAGGCGCUGGAAGGGAUGAUGAAGCAGUUUGUGCAAUACCUCCCGAAUAUGGACUUGGCUUUUAACAUUCACGACGAACCUCGAGUGGUUAUUCCUAGCGGCGAUCUCCAACAGCUGGUGUCGCAUGCGCUCAAUGUUGCCAUUCCACAGACGGCCAACCGUUCAGCCCACAAUGCCUGGACAAGCCCGGCUGAUCUGAACGGGGGUGAUAGGAUCGACGAGUUUAAGACUACGAGAUUCAAUCGGUUCGCCCAUCAACCGACUUGGACUACUUCGCGAAGCUCAUGUCCGAUGGAUACACCGGCCAGGGACCUGAAUGAAGUCGCUCCUGACAAAAUCGACGCGUACCUUUUCGGUGAACUGGGCUUCGUGUACAACACCACUGCGUUCUCUGACAUCUGUCUUUCGCCGUCUCUUAGAUAUACCUUUGGAAUGUUUGAAAGACCAAAUGCUAUGAGUAUCGUUCGCGAUCUAUUUCCCAUAUUUGCCGAGAGCAAAGUAUCGAGCUUUCAAGAUAUCCUCUAUCCUAGCCCGUGGUAUUGGUCCGGAAAGGUGACUUACGAGCAGGGCCCCAACUGGGAUAUAAAGAAAGACCAAAUGUACUGGCGUGGCUCUACCACUGGGGGAUUCUCCAGGGCCGGAGGUUGGCGAAGACAACACCGGCAAUUGUUUGUAAAGAACAUCAACGCCGUGGAUGACGUGAAAGUCUUAGAAAAGGGUGAAACCAACUGGAUUACAAAGACGGUCAAAAGAAGCGAUUUCAAGCAAUUGUUCAAUGUGAGCUUUAGUCACGUCGGCCAGUGUGAUCCGGAAGACUGCGAAGCGCAAAAAAGCUAUUUCGACGUCGUCAAGCCUUCACCCCAGGACGAAGCCUGGGAAUUCAAAUACCUCGCGGAUGUUGACGGAAACGCGUUUAGUGGACGGUUCUAUGCUCUACUGCGGAGUCGUAGCCUAGUCUAUAAACUUGCCGUCUUCCGAGAGUGGCAUAGCGAGUGGCUCCGUCCUUGGGUUCAUUAUAUUCCCUGGAGUCUUAAAGGAGAUGAGCACACUGAGAGCGUACGAUACUUUUCGAUGGAAGAAGAAGGGCGCCAGCAUGCUGCUCGUGUGGCCCAGGAGAGUAGUGGCUGGGCGAAGAAAGCAUUGAAAAACGACGCCCUUGAGGCUUGGUUUUUCCGUCUUUUGCUAGAAUACGGGAGAGUCGUCGACGAUAACCGAGAUACCAUAGGAUUUUCCCUUGACUCGCCCUGA